Messenger RNA from Culex pipiens pallens (northern house mosquito), 771 nucleotides. RefSeq names its product lipopolysaccharide-induced tumor necrosis factor-alpha factor homolog. The transcript has 4 exons. Gene Ontology annotation, molecular function: zinc ion binding. Bases 176 to 631 code for a protein of 151 amino acids. Lineage: Eukaryota; Metazoa; Arthropoda; Insecta; Diptera; Culicidae. The record is from RefSeq and is a predicted model, not a curated record.
AGCUUUAGUCGCUCGACGGAAUCGGACCUUUUUGCCGCUUCGCAAAGGGGAGCAGUGUUCAAGCUUUGUGGGCGCCGCGUGUUCGUUCGUGAGCUUUGCGUGGCGGAAAUAGUGACAGUUCCAAAGAAAGGUGAUCGAGUGAAAAGCCGUUAGUGAAAGGAAGAGUUUUAAAAACAUGGACAACAAAAAUCCACCCUACCCAUCGUCGCAAGCGCCCGGAUUUGUGGCCGGCCCAAAUACGCACCAGUUUCAGCCGCAACCCGCCGGUUACCCACAUCCACCGGUGAACCACAGCUAUCCUCAUCCGCCACCGCCACCACCGUACGAUGCCAACGCCAACAUGAUCCCACCGGGUGGCCACGGGGGACAGCAGCCGACAUACGUUCACACGAUAGUAACGGCACCCCAGGUUGGACCGGAUCCGGCCUCGAUCAGCUGCCCAUCCUGCCAGAAGCACGUCAUCACCAAACUGGACUACGAAACCUCCACCAAAACGCACAUCAUGGCUGGUCUUCUGUGCUUAUUUAUCUGCUGGCCAUGCUUCUGGAUUCCGUACGUCGUGGACACAUGCAAGAACGCCAACCACUACUGCCCCAACUGUGGCGCCUACAUCGGAACGUAUCGGGGCUAGGGCCUGGGCCGACCCAGAAUCCUCCUUCCUCGGCAAUGCGAUGUUAACGACCGCUUCAACCCUAUUCCAGCUGCAUUUCUAGCAAACAAAAAAAAGAAGAAAACCUUCCGCCAAGCCAGCCCUCACGUGGCCACUAGAAA